UUCAUUGAUUGGCUACGUCUGAUCCUGUGAGUGCGCUUGUGUACUGUUAGUAAUGGAGAACAAAUCCUCUUCGGGGUAAAAUCGGAAUUAAGUGCUAUCGAUAUCAAGUCACCAAUUGCGCAAGAUUUAUCAGUGUUGAUCUGCAGGGCUUGCUAUUUAGUAUGUCGUCUGAUUCGGGGUCCCAGACUCCUGGCUCCAAGGGGAUCAUGACCUUUCACCCCACUGCUGAGGAGUUCCAGAACUUCAGCCGCUACAUUGCCUACAUGGAGUAUCAGGGAGCACAUCAAGCCGGCUUGGCUAAAGUCGUGCCACCAAAGGAUUGGAGGCCCAGGAAGUCCUAUGACGAUAUAGAUGACCUGGUGAUCCCAGCUCCCAUCCAGCAGGUAGUGACGGGCCAGUCAGGCCUGUUUACCCAGUCCAACAUCCAGAAGAAGCCCAUGACCGUCCGAGAGUUCCGUAAGACGGCCAACAGUGACAAGUUCUGCAGUCCUCGCUACGCCGACAUUGAGGAGCUGGAGAGGAAGUACUGGAAGAGCGUGACCUUUAACUCGCCCAUCUACGGUGCAGAUGUGAACGGAACACUUUACGACCCUGAUGUGACUGAUUGGAAUAUCGGCAAACUGAACACCAUCCUGGACACGGUGGAGCAUGCGAAUGGCAUCACCAUCGAGGGGGUGAACACGCCCUACCUGUACUUUGGCAUGUGGAAGACCACCUUCGCCUGGCACACUGAAGACAUGGAUCUCUACAGUAUCAACUACCUCCACUUUGGAGCGUCCAAGUCCUGGUACUGUGUUCCUCCAGAGCAGGGGAAAAAAAUGGAGCGUUUGGCUCAAGGGUUUUUUCCUGGUAGCCACCAAAAUUGCGAAGCCUUCCUGAGGCACAAGAUGACCCUCAUCUCGCCCUCCAUAUUAAGGAAAUAUGGCAUUCCAUUUGAGAAGAUCACUCAGGAGCCCGGUGAGUUCAUGGUGACAUUUCCCUAUAGCUACCAUGCCGGAUUCAACCAUGGCUUCAACUGUGCCGAGUCCACCAACUUUGCCACCGAAAGGUGGAUUGAGUAUGGAAAGCAAGCCAUGCUGUGUACGUGCAGGAAGGACACUGUGAAGAUCUCCAUGGAUCUGUUCGUGAAGAAGUACCAGCCAGACCGCUACGAGCAGUGGCUCGCGGGACGGGACACGGGCCCCAUCGACCACUCACGGCCCACCCCAGAGGCCAAGGAGUUCCUGGGGGAGGAGCAGGGGAAAGACUGCAUUUCCCAGGAGCCAGAGGUGGAGAGAAAGAGCCCAACACUGAGGAUAGGGACCAAGAGGCACUGGGUGUGUCUGGAUGUACCUGACAAGGUGGUCCCUAAAGAUGAAGAAGAGGAGUAUGACAAGAAGGCCAGACUAGGCCUCACCGCUCUGGGCACGGGAGCAGAGAACUGCACAGAUACAGACACACCAGUGAAGCUCACCUCGAGGGAACUGCCUAAUUUAAAGACGGACCCUACGAAGGGCAACAGCAGCACAAGCCCGGCUCCACAAAAAGUUACCAUCCCCUCCACCAGCAAUCACGCAGCGACCAUUUUGGCUCAACCCCAGUCGCACAGAAACGGCCACCUCCCAGUAGUGGCUCCCCCGGCCAGGACCGGUCCUUCCGCUCAGCCUGUCCGAAAGCUGGGGGUGGCCAGCCUCCUCUUCCACAAGACCCAGAGCCCCAAGGAGACCAUGCAGGUCCACAGCUACGCCCGUGAGAACCAGCAGCCGAUUCACCACACCCAGCUCCACGUGCACAGUUAUGCCAGGGAGCACCUGCCACGGCACCUCCAACCCCACCUUCAACUCAAGGCCCAGCUCCAGUCCCAAGUCAAAGCCGGGCAGCAGGAGUCCCAGGUCCCAUUCACCAAAGAUGAGCAUAUCCAGGCUGAAGCACAGAGUCCCAGAAAGGGAGAACAGGUUGAAACAAAGGCCCAGACCCAAGGCCUCAGAAAGUGGCAGCAGCCAGGCGAGGCCCAGGCUCGGGAGGAGAAGUCCGAAGCUAAGGCCCCUAGCAGCCCGGAGCCUGUCCAAACCAACGCACAUACCAGGCCAACCAAGAGGGCAGAGGUCAAGAGGGACAGGUGGAAGCAAUGUCUUUCCCCAGUGCAGGCGGAGUUAACGUUAAUCAAGCAGACAAACUUAAACUUAAGUAAGCCGAUGAUUUUACAUCCAAGUAAACUGACUAACUUAAGUCCAAGUAAGCAGACGAACUGCAAGAGCGUGAAGAGCAAACAAUAUCCUCUCCUCCGCCAGCUGCCCAAACAGCACCCACUCCUCAGCUCCAGUGAAAGCCACAGUGAUAAUGAUGAGCUGUAUGUUGAUAUGAAGGAUGAACCAGAGGAGAGGGAGGAGUGGGCCAAGCCCCUGGCCCAGCUGUGGCAGAGCCGACCUUACAACCCCCAGGCGGAGAGAUCGUACAACCAGCGCAUGGGCCUGCAGGCCCCCUACUGCUCCAUCUGCCUGCUCUUCCACACAUACGACCAGUCGCAGCCGAGCAGCAAUCCCAGCUACACUGUAAAAGGCCGGCGCGGGGGCAGACAGAGGUCCAAGCCCCUGAUCCCGGAGAUGUGUUUCAGCACCACCAGUGACAAGACCAACAGCAGCAGCAGCAGCGGCGAGGGCCAACUCUACACCCCUCACCUGGAGGAGGACGGCACCAGCCUGCUGGUCAGCUGUUCCCAGUGCUGCGUCCGCGUCCACGCCAGUUGCUAUGGAGUGUCUGUUGACCAAGUGUCAGACGAUUGGAUGUGUGCUCGCUGUGAAGCCAACGCUUUGACUGAGGACUGCUGCCUGUGUUCACUGCGAGGGGGAGCUCUACAGAGAGCCAACAACGACAAGUGGGUGCACGUGCUGUGUUCGCUCGUGGUCCUGGAGGCGCGCUUCGUGAGCAUCGCCGACCGCAGUCCCGUGGACCUCAGUUACAUCCCUCUGGCCAGGUUCCAGCUGAAGUGUUUCUACUGUAAGCGCCGGGUGAAGAGGGAUGUUGGCUGCUGUGUUCAGUGUUCCCAUGGCCGCUGCACCACUGCCUUCCACCCCACCUGCGCCCAGGCUGCUGGCCAGCUCAUGCAGCCUGACGACUGGCCCUUCAUCGUCCACGUCACCUGCUACAGGCACAAGUCACCCGUCCUACCAGAGCGUAAUAAGGCGGCCAUGCAAGAGCUUGAGGUCGGCCAGCAGGUUAUCUGUAAGCAUAAAAAUGGGCGCUACUACCAGUGUGAGGUGCUGGAGCUGCUGACCACCGCCACCUUCUACGAGGUCGUCUUCGAUGACGGCUCCUACAGUGACAACCUCCUUCCCGAGGACAUCGAGAACCGGGACUGUGUCAAGCUGGGCCCUCCAGCAGUGGGCGACGUGGUGCAGGUGCGCUGGACGGACAAUCUGCUGUACGGGGCCAAGUUUGUCGCAUCGCACUCCAUCCUUAUGUACCAGAUGGAGUUUGAGGACGGGUCGUCGUUGUCUGCCAAGAGGGAAGAUGUCUACAGUCUAGAUGAGGAGCUGCCCAAACGAGUCAAGUCCCGAAUGUCCAAGGCGUCAGACAUGCGCUUCGAUGGGAUUUUCACAGAGGAGGAGGUUAAGCAGGGCUCCAAGAGACAGCGAGUCAUCAACUCCCGUUACAGAGAGGACUACAUCGAGCCUCUCCUAUACAGAGUUAUGAUGGAGUAACCCUCCUCUACUUUAUGAACUCUCCACACACCCAGAGAGGGGGGCAUCUUUGGGGCACCCACAGCCUGGACAAGUGGCUCCAACCCUGGGUACUAUUCGGAACAAACUCCCUCUCUGGGUGUGUAAGGCUUCCAUGCCCCUGGGGCAUUUUUUUUAAACCACGGCUGGGAUUUUAGGGGAGUUUCGGUUCUUUAUGAAACUCCCCUAUUUCUGUGAAUUGUUUCUUCUUCCUUCACUGUCUGUUAAUGACGAUAGGAACAUGCUGGGCAUUUCAGUAUAAUCAUACUCUCAUCUGACAACUUGCUUGAGUCGGCAUUCUAAUCUCUAGCUUUACCCAUCCAAAAGCAUUCAUUUGACAUUUUUACAUAAAACACGAAAGAUGGUAUUUCACAGUGCCAGCCAUUAUUCAAUAUGAUUUUCAAUAACAUGCUGUUAACUGUGAUUACAAAAAAUCUGAAGUGCUUUAUGUGCUUUGCAAUGCAUUUUAUGGACUUCAUAUUAUCUCCAAUAGGAAUGUGCAGGUUUGAUUGUGUCUGUGACAAUAGGAAUAUCUCAGUUAGCAGGCCAAGCCUCAAGGCCAGUGUUUUCUUGUUGGGUUCAGUUUUACAACUUUAAAGCUUUGGAUUUAUUGCAUUUAUAUUUGUCAGUUGUGCAAGUUUGAGAACAACUGUUUUACCACAGCUCACUGCGCUUACAAUCUCAAAAAAUCCCCAAGAUGUAUUUAUAUUUAUGUGGAUAGGUGUUUGGGUGCACAUUUGUUCUCGUUUCUUGCAUUGUUAAUUGUUUUAAAUUUUAUUGCCAUCCCAUGUUGAAUUGGUAGUAUGUAUAUGCCAAGGUUAGUCAAGUUACUCAUUCUGCUAAAAAGCACUUAUUAACCCCCCCUGUUAAGUCCAACUACAUUAUUACUAUCUGAAAGUUCCAAAAACGUUGUGUCCUGCUGAUGUGCACCUGGUCAAUUACAGCCUAGGUGUAGACUAGUUGGUGUGUGGUCUUAUCACAACCAAGGAUGCCAGAAUGUUUUUUUUUGGACAGGGGAAAAUAUAUUUUCUAAUCAUUUGAAGAAUGUUUAUCCUUCUCAUGCUUUGUCGACGUUCCUUGUUGACAUGAAUCGUUGGUAUUUGGGUAGUGUUGUGUAUAUGUAGCUCAUUUAAAGUAUCUCAGGAGGACUCACACACCCUUACCACCUCACUCAAGUUUUGUUGCCAUGGCUACUGUCUGAAGCGUUUGGAGUCAUGUGCAUUACAUUUGAAAACAUCAACUGUUGCAGUAAAGACCGGGGAAAAAAAGCUUUGUCUCUCGUUUUCUGUCACCUUAUCUCAAACAUCCUGUCAGACAUACUUCACUUGAAUAAGGUCCGAUAGCUUUUUUUUCUUGAGCGGAUGUUCAGGGGGCCUGGAACAUAUUUACAAAUAACUUGUAGACCACAAGAAGCCCAGAUAUAAUAUCUGCCUAAAACAAUCAUAUCAAACCUUGCUUACAUGUUGUAUACAAUCAGGUCACUACUAUGCAUGGGAAUACUUUG
Messenger RNA from Oncorhynchus nerka (sockeye salmon), 5202 nucleotides. RefSeq names its product lysine-specific demethylase 4A-like. Gene Ontology annotation, molecular function: histone H3K36 demethylase activity; histone H3K9 demethylase activity. Gene Ontology annotation, biological process: regulation of gene expression; chromatin remodeling. The coding region runs from base 162 to 3680 and encodes 1172 amino acids. The transcript is spliced from 22 exons. The record is from RefSeq and is a predicted model, not a curated record. Lineage: Eukaryota; Metazoa; Chordata; Actinopteri; Salmoniformes; Salmonidae. Gene Ontology annotation, cellular component: nucleus; chromatin.